Molecule: messenger RNA, 1816 nt
Organism: Acromyrmex echinatior (Panamanian leafcutter ant)
Lineage: Eukaryota; Metazoa; Arthropoda; Insecta; Hymenoptera; Formicidae
Product: sodium-dependent nutrient amino acid transporter 1
Biological process (GO): amino acid import across plasma membrane; nitrogen compound transport; sodium ion transmembrane transport
Cellular component (GO): plasma membrane
Molecular function (GO): amino acid:sodium symporter activity; L-amino acid transmembrane transporter activity
Source: RefSeq, a predicted model, not a curated record
AUGCCAGGUGAACCAAGUCCAAUGCCAAAACGAAACAUCCAUGCUUCGAAGAUUAUGUUGUGCAUCUGGUGGAAUCAAAGAGGAUUGGGGUACUCGCAGGCUUUCGGUGCGUUCUGCGUUGUUUCGUACUACAGUGCUUUGAUGGCAUUGACCCUGUACUAUUUAGUAUCGAGCUUCCAAUCUAAGUUACCGUGGUCGUUCUGUCGUCCGGAAUGGAAAGAUUAUUGCAUCGACUCGAUGUUUAAAAAUGUCUCCGAGGAUCGUAUCGCUACCAUUCAAAGUUCCGCAGAACUGUAUUUCAGGAAAAUAGUAUUACAGGAAUAUGCGUCCAUCGAGAACGGUAUCGAUGUACCAUCCUGGCAUUUGUCGAUAUGUCUGUUUCUCAGUUGGGUCUGCGUCUUUGGAGUGCUCUUCCGCGGCGUGAAGAGCACGGGCAAAGCCGCCUAUUUCCUUGCAUUAUUUCCUUAUAUCGUGAUGACAGCUCUACUGAUCAGAGCCGUCACUCUUGAGGAUGCUGUUGAUGGUAUCCUCUUCUUUGUAACUCCGAAAUGGGACGCUCUGUGGAAGCCCACUGUCUGGUACGCCGCUAUCACACAAUGUUUCUUCUCCUUGUCAGUCUGCUUUGGUCCAAUCAUCAACUAUUCGUCUUAUAACAAUUUUAAACACAGAGUGGACAGGGACGUGAUGAUAGUGACCACGCUGGACACAUUCACUAGUCUGAUAGCUGGUUGUACGAUCUUUGGUAUUCUCGGCAAUUUGGCUCACGAAAUGAAUACAAAGGAUAUUGCCAAAGUGGUCCGCGGCGGCAUUGGUUUGGCUUUCAUUUCCUAUCCGGACGCUUUAUCGCGCUUCACUUUUAUGCCACAGCUAUUCUCCAUCCUGUUCUUCAUCAUGAUGUUCGUUCUUGGCACUGGAAGCUCUGCAGCGUUAUGUGGCGCGGUAUUUAGCAUUUUCCGCGAUCAUCUACCUAAUAUGAGGCAGUGGUUGUUGGUACUUUGCGUCACCUGUUUCGGCUUCGUCGUCAGUCUCAUCUAUAUCACUCCGGGUGGUCAAUGGUUCAUAAUGUUAAUCGAUUAUUACGGCGGUACUUUCGUGGCAAUAAUCGUUGGCGUUCUCGAGAUAGCGACUAUCUUCUGGAUGUAUGGUCUCUUGAAUUUCCUCAACGAUAUGGAAUUUAUGCUAGGCAACAGAUUAGGUGCUUACUGGCGAGCUUGUUGGCUUGUAAUCAUUCCUGUGCUCAUGAUCAUCAUACUGAUUUAUACAUGCGCCACUUAUGAGCCACUCAUGUAUGACGGCGAACGGUUUCCUGAUUAUGCUUAUGGAAUAGGAUGGUUCGUGCUAGUUCUAGGUAUAUCUCCCAUCGCAUGGUGGAUCGGCCAAAAAAUAAUUAUGAAUAGAACGUCGUCUUUCACCGAAGAUGUUCAAGAAAGAUCGGGACCCCGAAUUUACUCGGGAGAAUGAUGUUUUUGAAAGAAACGUUUCAAAUAAAAGAUUGUAAGAUAAUAGAUGCUUGAAUUAAUUCUCGCUGACCAGAAGAGGAAUCUGCUACUGAAAGUCAUCGUUUGCUAGUGGAAGCUUAUGAAGAGCAUGCUCUAUAUGAAACAACUUGCAGAGAUUGAUUUAGAGAAUUCAAAAACAUUUUGAUGUGAAUGACAAAGAGCGCUCGGUUAGGUAAAAAAGUUUGAAGAUGGAGAAUUAGAGGCUCAUUUACUUCAAACAAGAUUUAUAUCAGAUGCUCAAAGAGUUGUCGGAAACAUUAAGUGUCAAUGUCGGAAGCAAGAUGAAAGAACACGUUUAUACAUAGUUACAUUACAUG